CUCAUCCCAUCAUCAACUAAUUCACAAUCUCACAUAAGUACUUAGCCACCUUUCAUUCCCCCUCAUCACUCGAUCACUCUCUUCUUUCAUUUUUUUUCUUUCUCCUUUUCACUUAAAAAAAUGGCUUCUGUUGAGGUUGAAUCAGUUCCAGCACCAAUCACAGAGAGUGUUAAAACAGAGGUUGAGGUGAGCCCCGCCGUCGUGGAACCCACGGAAGCGGUGGAAGCGGCUCCACCAGCCGCCGCCGAGCCGGAGCCCGUGGCGGAAAAGCCAGCGGAAGAAACACCACUGCCCGAAGCGGAAGUGGAAGCCGAGCCGGUGGUGGAAGCAGAGGAGAAAACAGAGGAGCCGGCGGCCGUCGAGGAAGUCAAGGAAGAAGCCGCGGCGGCGGAGGAAACUCCGGCGGUGGUUGAAGCCAAGAGUGAAGAAGUGGAAAAAGAAGCUCCGGCUCCUCCGGCAGCCGAGGAAGCCGCCCCUGCCGCCGUGAAAGAGGUUGUGGAGGAAGCCGCCGCCGCCGGGAGUGAAGUUCCCGCGGAGAAGGCUGAAGAGUGAAAUGGGAUGAUCGAUGGGUGGGGUGUUGGGUUGGUGGGGGCAUUUUAGACUUUUCAUGUCUUAAGGUGGGGUUAAUCGUUUAUUUUUAUUUUAUUUCGAUGCUAAGUUUUUUUAAUCUUUUUAUUACUACUACCCAUUAGAGUGAAGGAUGAUUUGUAAUGCCUAUCACUCCUUGGAUGGUGGUUUGUUGUGGUUUGACUAUAUUGUCCUUGUUCUUGAUGGAGCUUUGGCAUUCAAUAAAGUUAUCUCUUUUUU
Messenger RNA from Cuscuta campestris, 807 nucleotides. The record is from the annotation of a GenBank genome assembly. Lineage: Eukaryota; Viridiplantae; Streptophyta; Magnoliopsida; Solanales; Convolvulaceae.